AUGGGAGGUCUCACACUGGCUUUGCUGGCAGUAGCGCUCGUACUGCAAGCUGCACUGGUCCUUUCCACACCAGUGGGCCUUCUACAACAUCGUCACACGCUUCGCAAGGUUCCUGCACCUCGCUCGCUCGCACCUAGGGGGGCCUCUACUGCAAUUCCUGCUCCUGUCCCGAACGUCGUAAUCUCACAAAGCGGAGCUGGCCCCUCCCUCCUCGAGGGACGGAGCAAGGACGAUAAUGGCAAGAAGAACAAGAAAGGUGGCGUACAGGUCACAGGCGCGGUCGUUGUCAUCAAUAAUCCCAAUCCACAUGGGCCUCCGAAGGCCAAGGAGAAUUGCGAUGACAAGAGCUUUUUCAAGAAGGUCUGGUGCAAGAUGACCAAUUAG
Messenger RNA from Microstroma glucosiphilum, 384 nucleotides. RefSeq lists its product as hypothetical. Lineage: Eukaryota; Fungi; Basidiomycota; Exobasidiomycetes; Microstromatales; Microstromataceae. The transcript has a single exon. Bases 1 to 384 code for a protein of 127 amino acids. The record is from RefSeq and is a predicted model, not a curated record.